GCUGAGAUUCGAUAACCGCAUUUCCAAUUGGCUGCUUUUGGUUUUGUAAUUCCUUAUAUUUUCAAAUAAACCUUUAAUAAAAAUCAGCCAAUAUGCCUUUCAUGAAAGGACGCGCGCCUAUUAGGCGUACAAUUCAAUAUUUAAAAGCCGGCCGUUUAGUACUAAAAGAGAAAGUGAAGAUUUUUAGUGUGAAUUACAAUGUAUACGGUGACCACCACGAUGGAGCCAGAGAUUUUGUGUUUUGGAAUUUGUGUCAGAUUCAGUAUAAAAAUCCAAAUGUGCAAGUUGUAACUUUUAAGAACAUGACACCUUCGCCUUUUGUGCGCUGCUACUUCGAAGAUGGACGCGAUAUGUUGAUCGAUAUCGACAGCCGGAACCGUGAGGAGAUCAUGGAGCAUCUAUGUAAAGUAGUUGGCAAAACAAAAGCUCAGUUAGACGCCGAGGCACAUUUAGCGGAGAGUAAAGAUAAUCCUGCCAACUUUGGCUAUGGCUGCGAUCGACAUUGCAUCUGUGAGGUACUCGGCCAAGUGCCCUGCCCAGGAACAAUUCAAUUCCCGGAUCAUAUGCGCGGCAAACAUAUCUUUGCACCAAAGUAAACUAAUAAAGGAUAUAUUUUAUAAUUCUA
This is a messenger RNA of Anastrepha obliqua, 625 nucleotides long. RefSeq names its product probable 28S ribosomal protein S25, mitochondrial (gene mRpS25). The transcript is spliced from 3 exons. Bases 93 to 596 code for a protein of 167 amino acids. Lineage: Eukaryota; Metazoa; Arthropoda; Insecta; Diptera; Tephritidae. Gene Ontology annotation, cellular component: mitochondrion. The record is from RefSeq and is a predicted model, not a curated record. Gene Ontology annotation, molecular function: structural constituent of ribosome.